AUGGACCCCACCGACGACCCCGUCAUCGCCUCCUACGACAUCUGCCUCACCGACUCAGAAAUCUCGCGCUACGUCCUACAAUACCUCGACCGACCCACGGGCUCCGCCUACGACGACCGCCACGGCCAGAAACCUACUUCCUUCCGCCUGAAGCCCAAGACGGGGCUGGUGGAAGUCGACGUCCCCAUUAACACACGCGUGAAUUACGAUGUCAGCAAGGGAUUGCGCUACGGCGAUGCAUUGAAGAAGAGCAAGAGUGCGCGCGAAGGCGGCGCGUUUGGUAUGGCGGGUGGGUUUAGUUCCGGGGGUGCUGGUGGUGCGCCGGCGAAGGUGAAGAUGGAGGAUGCGACGGAUGCGAAGAAUGAGACGGCGUCGUUGAUGAGGGUGCAGACGCUGGGUGGGAGGAUUAAGAGUCCUGAGGAUGGGGAUCCGGUUUAUAUGUUGGCGGCUUUUAGGGGGGACAAGUUGCAUCUUUCGCCUGUUUCGGCUGUUGUGCAGUUACAUCCGCAGCUUCAUCACCUUGAUGCUUUGGAUGAGAUGCCUACGAAGGGUAAGGGGAAGGCGAGGAAGGAGGGCGAGGAGGAUCGUCCCGGUGAGAGCGAGGCUAGGGCUAUUGAUGUUAAGAUCAAGGCCGCGGAGGAUGGUGAGGCGGCGCAGGUUGCGGGCAAUCUGGAUCUUUUGAAGAAGAUGCAGGAUGAGAAGUGGAAGGAUUAUGAGUGGGUGGAUGCUGAGACUGAGGAGUCGUGGCAAUUGUACGAAAACUACAUGAUGCAUCAGGAUGUGGAUAGUCUACCGCAGCUGCAGUCGGCGAUUGACAGUGAGAGUUAUCUGGAUACGAUGAGUGCGCCGCGGAUUGAUCCUGCGCGACCGGAGAUGACGGGCUGGGCAAUGAAACAGAACCGCAUGAAGCAGCGGGAGGAACAGCAGUCUGCUGAGGGGACAACGGAAGGGUGA
This is a messenger RNA of Aspergillus tubingensis, 954 nucleotides long. RefSeq lists its product as uncharacterized. Lineage: Eukaryota; Fungi; Ascomycota; Eurotiomycetes; Eurotiales; Aspergillaceae. Bases 1 to 954 code for a protein of 317 amino acids. Gene Ontology annotation, cellular component: nucleus; RNA polymerase III complex. Gene Ontology annotation, biological process: DNA-templated transcription. The transcript is spliced from 3 exons. The record is from RefSeq and is a predicted model, not a curated record.